Messenger RNA from Cladophialophora bantiana CBS 173.52, 4992 nucleotides. RefSeq lists its product as uncharacterized. Gene Ontology annotation, cellular component: endoplasmic reticulum membrane. The record is from RefSeq and is a predicted model, not a curated record. The coding region runs from base 1 to 4992 and encodes 1663 amino acids. NCBI's taxonomy places the organism in Eukaryota, Fungi, Ascomycota, Eurotiomycetes, Chaetothyriales, Herpotrichiellaceae. Gene Ontology annotation, molecular function: zinc ion binding. The transcript has a single exon.
AUGCCGCUCAAUCCCUUCGAAGAGAAACGCCGCACUCCCCUGACUCGCACGGCGACACGCAGAACCUCCGUCGGCACUGCGGGCCUUGAGGAAGGACAGGACUACUGUCGGAUCUGCCGUGGCGAAGGCACCAGUACCCAACCUCUAUACUAUCCGUGCAAGUGCUCUGGCAGCAUCAAAUUCGUCCAUCAAGAAUGCCUCAUGGAAUGGCUGUCGCAUUCUCAGAAAAAAUACUGCGAAUUAUGCAAGACUUCUUUUCGUUUCACGAAACUCUACGAUCGGUCCAUGCCCGCCACUCUGCCCUUCCCCCUCUUUCUACGCCAGCUUGCUCGUCAUGGGGCGACAGAAUUUGCUCGCUGGUCUCGUUACUUGCUGGUGGGGAUGAUCUGGACCUGUUGUUUGCCUUGGUGUAUCCGACAGAUAUGGCGAGGUUUAUUCUGGCUAGCCGACGGCGCCUGGGUGGAUGAGUUCAACCUGCAAGUCACGUCCGAACAAGCCCCAAACGUUACCGGCACUCUCGCCACGCCUCAAGCCUCACUCGCCGCCUCCUUCAACUUCACUGUUCCGGAACACCUCGAGAAGAUAAAACUGGUCUUUCCUCCCAUGCAGAUUUCGCUCGCUGAUAUUGCUCGACUGCUCCUUGGCCAAAGCAUGAUUAGCAAGAUCUUCCGCUUCGUUCUGUCAAUCUUCAUCCCACGUCUGAGACAUGUUGACAGAGCUGGACAUGCGCAGAAUUCCACGUCGGAAUUGUCCUCAAUGGCCAGAAGACCUCCAUCAUUGCUGUCAGACGUUCAAUUCGUAUCAACAUGGUCGGCUUCACCCAUGGUCAACCACGCCACUGUCGAUGUGAUUGAAGGUCAGUUGAUCUGUGUCUUACUGGUUGCGGCUUUUAUCCUGGUGUUUCUGAUUCGGGAAUGGGUCAUCAACCAACAGCCGAUAUUGAACAUGCCUGACCCAGACGACAACGCUCAGGCUGAUGAUGCCGGGGGGAUACGUCUGCCUCCCAACAUACCGCGCGUUCCCCGUGUUGGCGAUAAUGUUGCAGAUGAAUUAGCCGCCAUAGAGAUUCUUGCAGCGCAGAUACCUCCUGAGGACAUAGCCCAGCCGAGACCACUUUCCACUCCUGGUUCGGAUGCUAGCUCCGAAGAAGCAUUAGCCGCCACAGAUCGUAUCGCAAGGCAGGUAGCUUCCGAGGAGUCUGAUACGCAAAGACCGCCUCUCCACCUACAGAGCAUUCCCCUUGUUGGCGAUCGCCUCACAGAAGAAGUUACCGCCGCGGAGCUCACUAAAAGUCGGAUAACUCCCGAGGACAUGGCUCCGCUAAGACCACUGCCUCUUAGACCACCACCGCGUCGGGCUCUGACGGACGACAACCUUGGCAGUGGAACAGGAUGUGAGGCUGACAGACCGAUUCUGAGGGUUAGAUCGCAAAGUUCAUCAAGCGUUGCUGAUGUUGUACAGGAGCGUGGCGGGGCCACGAAUGAUUUUUGGAGUCAGCCGAUCAGAAGAGACGGCACGGGUGACAGUGAAGCUAUUCACUAUCCGCCUAGAGCGACUCCAAGUCCUCAGCUUGUUGACGUGGACAGUGUCGAUGCCUCACCAAUCCAAAUGGAAGAUUCCUCAGUUCCUGAGGAUAUUUUCGUAACCCAUACGCCUGGACGGAUGCAAAAUUCAGAGCAUGAGCAAAGCAAGCAGGAAGAACCGGAAUCACCUGAACCGUUUGGUCCAACAGUGUCAUCUGCAGAUGUGUUUGAUGUGCUUGACGAACUUGAUAAUGCAACGGAUGAAGUACUGGCAUCCAAUGUUGAUGAACACGGGACUGAUUCAGAUGCUCCGGUAAUAGCGACACCCGAUUCGAAUGAUGCAGAUCAAUCUCUGCAGCUGUGGGAAAACGCGCUCCGCGACGAGAGUCAGGAAGCCCCUUUUGACGGUGCAGAUCAUCUGCAGUCUGAGGAAGUCAUUGCACCUAAUGAUGAAGAUUCUCGCCAAGGUACAUCGUUAUGGGGAAAGAUAUCACAGAUUCUCUGGGACAUCGAUUUGGAAGAUGACGACCAGCUACGGGGGGAGACGGGCGAUCCCCCACGUGCAGAGGAUCAGGAUGAGGAACGUAUUGUGGAAGAUGUCAACGCAGAAGCUCCAUUUGUUCCCAUCCAAAACCGAGAUGCUGCGCCGGGUCUGGCGCCUCCCGUUGCCAUCGAGGCACCACCUGCUGUGCCUGGAGAACCCAGGGAGCCCAACAUUCUUUUUGGAGUCGACCUCAAUGAGCCUAACGCCGAUGAUGCAGAGGAUCUUGAUGGCAUCCUCGAACUUCUUGGUAUGGAAGGACCCAUCUUUGGCAUGGUUCAGAAUGUCAUCUUCUCGCUUUUCCUCAUUUCUGUGACCUUGUCGGCUAGUGUCUGGUGUCCCUACGUAUGGGGAAAGAUCGCAUUGUUAUUUCUGUCAAAUCCUACCACUACGUUGGUGAGGGCCCCGCUAUUUGUGCUCUCUCGGACUGCGGAUAUUGUGGUCGAUAUCAUUUUCUUCGUGGCCGGACUUGCUGGUUUCCUCCUGAACCAGCCUGUAAAAAUCAUGAAGGUUGUCUUGUCUCCGGUUAUACCUCGCCUUGGUGGCAUCCUCGACACUUCAAUGUUAGAAGGGUUUAGCCUCGACCUGAGUCAAAAAAGUGGUAUACGUUUGGAAAGGACUCUCUCCGCGGCCGUUCUCAGUCUCAAGCCGGAUUUGCCGACAUUUUCGGUGCAGUCACAUCGCGCCCUUCUCACUUUCAAGGCAUCCGUACAUACAGCACUACAGUGGACGACCACCGCGCUAAUCCAGGGCCAAACGAUAUUGACCAUGGAGCGCCAGAGCUUGAGCGCCCUGUUCACGUCGUUUUGGCAGACCUUAACAUCCUUUCCUAGGCUGCUCGAGAAUAUCGCUCAGCUCGGCAAGUUAGCAUCGAACCUCCUCCGUUCUCUAACUACGGAUCUAGACUUCUCACAACCCAGCAGUGGAGAUGAUAUGGAUCUUUCGUUGACUGAAUGGGGCACAGAAGAUCGAAUCCUCACGAUUCUGCUCGGUUAUGCGUUCUUUGCCGUUGCUGGAAUCGUGUUCCUCGAGCUUGCCCAUCUCGUCCUUGGUUUGAAAGAUGACGAGAAGGUCGAGGGUUAUUUUGCAGACUCGCUGCGGCAAGCAGGUGGGGUGAUGAAAGUCAUUGUCAUUAUUGGAAUUGAGAUGCUGGUCUUUCCCUUGUACUGUGGACUGCUAUUGGAUAUGGCACUUCUUCCCCUGUUCGCCAACGCCACCAUCGCCAGCCGCAUUGCUUUCCUGAUGCGAACGCCUUUGACUGGAAUUUUCAUCCACUGGUUUAUCGGAACCUGUUAUAUGUUUCAUUUCGCCCUUUUUGUAUCAAUAUGUCGGAAGAUUAUGCGAAAAGGAGUGCUGUAUUUUAUUCGAGAUCCUGAUGAUCCGACGUUUCAUCCGGUGCGCGAUGUUCUAGAACGACCUGUACCGGCACAACUGGGCAAAAUUGCGUUUUCGGCAUUGGUUUAUGGCGGCUUGGUCAUUGUCUGCCUGGGAGGUGUGGUAUGGUCGAUAGACUGGUUUGGCGGCAUUCUCCCGAUUCAAUGGUCGACUCCGGAACCCAGACUUUCGUUUCCCGUUGACAUUAUCUUUUACAACUUUCUCCUCCCGUUCGCUCUGCGCAAGGCCGAGCCAUCGAAGAAGAUCUCGGCAAUCUAUCAGUGGUGGUUCCGAGGAUGUGCUCGGUGGUUGAGGUUGACUAACUUCCUCUUUGGAGAGGAGCGCAAAGAAGAAACAUUCAGUCACCCGAAAGGGUUUCCGUGGAACGUAUUCACCAAAGACACGCUGACCGAACCGAAACGUGAUGGACGCUAUGUUCGAGCGCCUGCGUCUGACUCUGUGCGCAUCGCAAAGGGGCGAAGAGUUUUUCUCGAAGUCACAGAAGACAACGAGAGGGUGGAUGGUGUGCCAGAGUUACUCUUCGCCCCGCACGGCAAGAAAAACCCUCAGUUCACCAAAGUCUACCUUCCCCCGAACUUCAAGACUCGGAUCGCAACGUUCGUCGUUCUAUUGUGGCUCUUCGCAGCCUCGACCGGGGUCGCCUUCACUGUCGGUCCUCUAUUAGUUGGUCGCAAACUGACUCGGUUCCUCUCGCAGUCACCUCACCCGCCAAACGAUCUGUAUGCUUUCACCGUUGGGAUCCACGUUUUUGCGGCGGUGGGAUAUACUAUCGCCUACGCCCGACCCGCACGAGACUACCUGCAAAAGAAAUUUAGAUGGUCUGCAAAGGAAUUGCUCACCUCGACGCUCCAUAUCCUCGGCCUGGCGUACCUCGUGGUUUUCACCACGAUUGUCCUUCCUUUCAUUCUCUCCCUGAUCGCAGAGUUGUACAUCCACAUUCCGAUCUUCGACCUGCUCGAAGCCCUUGGUCAAAAUCCUUCGUCCUCCCCAUCCUCCACCUCACCUGCGGUGGAAAGGACGACAAUUAUCGCUUCCUUUCCACCUGCCACAAUUUUUAUCCUCCAGUCCUGGACUAUCGGUCUCAUCUUCCUACGCCUGGUCUUCCGCAUCCUGUCCCACACCCUCCCGCCUACGGUGCGCCCCGCCAGGGCUCUUCGCGCCAUCGUCCGUAACGGCGUUUUCCACGCAGAUGUUCUUCUCGCGUUACGCGCUUUCGUUCUCCCGGCUACGGUCAUUUGUCUUACACUCCUCGUUGUACCGCUGACUUUCAUGAAAGUCAUCAUCACCGUUCUCCAGAUUUCUAACACAUCGGAACGGAUGCGAAUGUAUCGGUUUGCAUAUCCUCUUUUCUUGGGGAUGCUGGUUAGUUAUGUGGGUUGGGCAUAUAUGAGGAGGAAAGUGGAGAAUUGGAGGGUCAAAAUUAGAGACGAGGUGUACUUGAUUGGGGAGAGGUUACAUAAUUUCCAGGAACCGAAGCCAAGAAGUAGGAGAGAGGGUGUAUCCAAAGGCAAAGGCAAGGAGAGGGCUUUGUGA